UAAUGGAGAAAAGAUAAUGAGUGAAUAUGAUUUGGAUUGAGUGGAAGAUGUUAUAUGGCGGGUAAUGGACAGAAGAGAUGAGAUGAGAUGGCGAAGGUAUUAUUAUUAGUACCGUUAUUGGUUCCAACACGGAAGAUAGAGUGCCUUUCAAAUUCAUUCAAACCCCAAUUCUGUGUUCGAUGCUGUAAUAAUAAUGAUGAAGUUAACAAGAAGAAGAAGAAGAGGUUAUCAGAGCAGUCUUCGUGGGAAGCGAAGGAUGGUGAGGGUAAAGACUAUCUGUACAGGCUCGGUAAAGAAGCUGAUAACAUGAACAUCGCCGUUGGUCAGCGUUCCGGCCUCAUCGAUGAUCUUUUUGCCGGCAAUUUUCUCGGCAAAGACUCGGACAUUGUGUUUGAUUAUCGUCAGAAAGUCACCAGAUCCUUUCAAUACCUUCAGGGAGAUUAUUACAUCGCACCUCUUUUCAUGGACAAAGUUGGUAAUUUCCCUCAAAAUCGCUCAUUCUGAACAACGUGUUGUGCAACAUGCAUUCACUAUCAGUACUAUACCAGGUAUUUGGGGAGGUAAAGGGCAAGGGAAAUCAUUUCAAACAGAACUUAUAUUUCAGGCCUUGGGAGUUGAACCUGUAAUUAUGUCUGCUGGGGAGCUAGAGUCAGAAAGAGCUGGAGAGCCAGGAAGAUUGAUUCGUGAACGCUAUAGAACAGCUUCUCAAGUGGUCCAGAAUCAAGGAAAGAUGAGCUGUUUAAUGAUCAAUGACAUCGAUGCUGGCCUUGGUAGAUUUGGGAAUACUCAAAUGACAGUCAACAACCAAAUUGUUGUUGGGACUCUUAUGAAUCUAUCGGACAAUCCCACAAGAGUUAGUGUUGGUCAAGAUUGGCGAGAAUCAGAUGUCACAAACAGAAUUCCAGUCAUUGUAACAGGGAAUGAUCUUUCAACUAUUUAUGCUCCACUAAUACGUGAUGGAAGGAUGGAUAAAUUUUACUGGCAGCCCAUCCGUGAAGAUAUACUGAAUAUUGUUCACCGAAUGUAUGAGAAAGAUGGCAUAUCUAGGGAUGAAGUUGAAAAAAUUGUGGACACUUUCCCUAAUCAAGCAUUGGACUUUUAUGGAGCUCUAAGAUCGCGUACAUAUGACAAAUCUAUUUUAAAGUGGAUUGAUGAUAUUGGAGGCGUUGAAAAUUUUGGAUCCAAAUUUCUCAAAAGAAGAAAAGACCAGAAUCUUCCUGUAUUUAUUCCUCCAGAGCAAACGGCAGAUGCUUUACUUGAGUCAGGUUAUUCUCUGCUCAAAGAACAACAGUUGAUAAUGGAAACUAAACUUUCAAAGGAAUACAUGAAGAACAUAGAAGACUAAUAUAAAGGAGGUUGGUCCUCUAGUGCAAAUCCUCAGGAAUUAUAAUUGUGAAGUUGCCACCUUCGAUGAGGUCCACUUUCGAACAGGCUGCAUCUCUUUAUCGUUUUUUCACUUUUUAUGCGUUAUUUUUCCGGAUAUAAUCCAUUUAAGACGAAUAAAUGAGUGAAAUAUUAUCCAACAAUAGUCUAAUGAUAUCAGGAAUGAAAUCUUAUGUUGUGUGCUGAAUUGUCCAAAAAAAUAACUCAAUAAAUUCUGAUUGAUUUUGGU
Molecule: messenger RNA, 1612 nt
Organism: Cicer arietinum (chickpea)
Lineage: Eukaryota; Viridiplantae; Streptophyta; Magnoliopsida; Fabales; Fabaceae
Source: RefSeq, a predicted model, not a curated record